AUGUCUAGGUUGGAGGCUAAAAAGAAAGAGGAAUGUGAGCAAGAAAUCAAUGAUGCAUUCCCGGAUGAGCAGGUAUUGGCUGCAAUUCUUGAUCUUAUUCCUUGGUUUGCUGAUUUUGCUAACUUUCUUGUUAGUGAUUUGAUGCCCGGGGGGCUGACAUUUCAGCAAAGGAAGAGGUUCCUGCAUAAUGUGGGUAAGUAUUUCUGGGAUGAACCUUACUUGUACAGGGUGUGUGCUGAUAAUAUCAUUAGGCGAUACGCCCUUGAAGCUGAGAUGUUGCACAUUCUAGAGGCAUCUCACUCCUCUCCGCGGCAAAGAGCCAUCUCUUGGCGCUAUGAGUUACCCAUGACACCUAUUUUGGAGGUGGAGCUAUUUGAUGUGUGGGGAGUCGAUUUCAUGGGCCUAUUUGUGAGCUCCUAUGGACAGAAGUACAUAUUGGUGGUAGUGGACUAUGUGUCCAAAUGGGUUGAAGCAGUUGUUUUGCCUGAGAAUGAUGGGAAGAGUGUUGCUGGUUUUCUGAAAAGGAAUAUAUUCUCAAGGUUUGGCACACCCAGAGCUAUCAUUAAUAAUGGUGGUUCCUAUUUCUGCAACAAGGUAUUCAAUGCACUUCUAGCCAAAUAUGGGGUUAAAUAA
Molecule: messenger RNA, 633 nt
Organism: Solanum stenotomum
Lineage: Eukaryota; Viridiplantae; Streptophyta; Magnoliopsida; Solanales; Solanaceae
Exons: 2
Coding region: 1-633 (210 amino acids)
Biological process (GO): DNA integration
Molecular function (GO): nucleic acid binding
Source: RefSeq, a predicted model, not a curated record